UGCUAUCUUCUACGUUGGACACACCUGGCUGGUGCCUCAGAUCAAACCAUGGCUUAUUUAAAUAACUUCUUCUGGAAUAUUUCUGAUGAGCUAUGGUUCGAUGAGGCGUUUGAAAAUUUCACUGGCAUGCCACCCAUCGGAGAAGAUUAUAGCCCCUGUAGGAUAGACAGUGAGACACUCAACAGCUCCGCUGUGGUUGUCGUCUAUGUUGUGGUGUUCCUGCUGAGCCUGUUGGGAAACUCUCUGGUGAUGCUGGUGCUCCUAUGCAGCCAGGUCACCCGCUCUGUCACCGAUGUCUACCUGCUCAACUUGGCCAUAGCUGACCUGCUCUUUUCCCUGACCUUGCCUGUCUGGGCUAUCACCAGGGAGAAGGGCUGGAUUUUUGGCACACCCUUUUGCAAGAUGGUCUCACUCCUGAAGGAAGUCAACUUCUACAGUGGCAUUUUACUACUGGCUGGCAUCAGCAUGGACCGCUACCUGGCCAUUGUCCACGCCACACACACGCUGACCCGAAAGCGCCACUUGGUCAAGUUCAUAUGUAUGGGCAUCUGGGUAGUAUCUCUGAUUCUGUCUUUGCCCAUUUGCCUCUUCCGCAAGGCCUUUACUCUGAACGAUUCCAGGCUUGUCUGCUAUGAGUUCCUGGGUAAGGAGACAACCCAAGUGCGCCUGUGGCUGCGGCUCCCAUCCCAGGUCUUAGGCUUCAUCCUGCCACUGCUGGGCAUGCUGUUCUGCUAUGGCUUCACGUUGUGUACACUGUUUAAGGCCCAAAUGGGGCAGAAGCAUCGGGCCAUGAAGGUCAUCUUCGCUGUUGUGCUCGUCUUCCUGCUCUGCUGGCUGCCCUACAACCUGGUCCUGCUGGUGGACACCCUCAUGAGGACAGGUGGGAUCGAGGAGACCUGCGAGCGCCGCAAUGAAAUUGACCGGGCCCUGGAGGCCACCGAGAUCCUGGGCUUCCUCCAUAGCUGCCUCAACCCCCUCAUCUAUGUCUUCAUUGGCCAAAAGUUUCGCCAUAGGCUCCUCAAGAUCCUCGCAGCCCAUGGCCUGAUCAGCAAGGAGUUCUUGGCCCGUCAUCGUGUUUCCUCUUACAGUUCCUCUAGCACUGUCCCUUCGAACCUCUGAAAGCCAUUGAUGAAAGAGUCUCUCACUCUCAAAGGAAAGAAUACCACCACCCCAAGGCUGCUUGGGUGGGGAAGUCUGGCUCAAACCUCUGGGUUUGAGGGGAAACUACAGAGUGUGGGGGACAUGAAGGACCAGUGCCUCAGAGACCACACCGACCUUCUGAGGAAGUGCCAGAGACCUUCAAGGACUGGGCUCACACUGCCACGAAAAGGAUCAGCCUCAUUUUGGUUGAACUUGUACAUCUUUGAUCCAUUACUUAGGUCCUUAGCAUGGUCACAUCUGUAGCCUGAAUCUGACAGUAGAGCAAAGAACUGGGACAAAGCUGUGUUCCUAAAUGAGCUAGACCCUCUUGUAAGACCUCUCUAGAACAUCACCCCAAAUGCUGAGCGUGUCAGGCUGUUGGUAGCUCUGCAUUUUCUGGGUCAUCUGAUCUUGUGGAACUCUUUCCCAAUCUCUUGUGCGUGGUAGUAUGUGCUGAGGACAUCAAGGAAGGUGCUGCUGAAACAUCAAACCACCAGGUGGCCUUGUGGUAGAGCCAGAAAGAAUUUCCCCUUGGGUGCUGUGGGUGAACAAAGAAUGUUUGGGAAGCAAAAUCCUCUUCAUUUUACGAUCAUAGUCAGGGUGGUGAAGGUGUUGGAUACGUGCAGAGCCAUGGAUGGAGCGAGACUUGCCCUCUUGACGCUUCCAGCCUCAUAAGGAGCGCUGGCAACCUCACAGACCCACACGUCCUUGUCAGUCAGCUGGCC
Molecule: messenger RNA, 1865 nt
Organism: Fukomys damarensis (Damara mole-rat)
Lineage: Eukaryota; Metazoa; Chordata; Mammalia; Rodentia; Bathyergidae
Gene: Cxcr1
Product: C-X-C motif chemokine receptor 1
Exons: 2
Coding region: 49-1119 (356 amino acids)
Biological process (GO): immune response; G protein-coupled receptor signaling pathway; neutrophil chemotaxis
Cellular component (GO): membrane
Molecular function (GO): C-X-C chemokine receptor activity; interleukin-8 binding
Source: RefSeq, a predicted model, not a curated record